CUUGAAAACCGUUUCGGUUAUCUUUUUUUUUUUUCACCCGACCGUCAAGUGCCGCGCGACUGCCGUCCCGUCCUGGUGCGCGCGUUUACUGUGUCGAUAAACAACCGCGGGCGAAUCGCUAGUGCGCGGCCGACCGUAAACAUUUCACGUCCGCCGCGUCCCAGGGUCAACCGGCGCGCGACGAGUGCAGUCCCGGUGCCAGGGCCGGCCGCUCGAUGGUCAGCGUGCGCAGCUGACGCCGGCCAUGGUCGUCGCGGCGGCGAACUCACCACGGCGUUGCGCGGGCCAUGAAGAAGACUGUUGCCGGCGGUGACGGCGGCGGCGGCGGCGGCGGCGGUGGCGAACGCAAAUCCCUGCGUAACAGGCGGCGCCGCGUGUUGGACGACGACCGGCCGCCACCACCACCGCUGUUGCCGCCGCCACCGCCACCGCCACCCGCGGCCACGAUCACCAGUGGGGCGCUGCUCAGACUGCAGACGGUGCAUGUGACGCCGGUCGACGCGAGGGAUUCUUCGGCGGCCUCCGCGGUCACCGACGAUUGGCUGUUCGCCGACUGGCUGGACGGUAGCGGCGGCACCACAACGGCAUCAGGUGCUACGCAGCAGCAGCAGCAGCAGCAGCAGCAGCAUCAGCAGCACCACCACCAACAACAGCAACAACAGCAGCAGCAACAACCCGAAACCGAUAUGAUAAUGGAGUGUACUGCCCUGGAGCCGGGCGUCGGGCCUCACGGCCACCACGCGCACCAUCACCAUCACCAUCAUCAUCAUCACCCGUACUUGCUGGCCGAGACCGCGGCCGCCGUCACCACAGCAGCCGCGGCCGCCGGACACUUCAACGUGCUCAGCUUCGAACCGUACAAGGGCGGUGCGGUCACCGGCACCGGCGGACACGUGGGCAACGUCGGACACGGCACCGGCAGCUCGGCGUGCCACAGCCCGGCGCAGGGAAACGCCGGCACUGAUCUCAACACGCCCGUGACCACGAGCGCCGAAGUGCCUUCGUUUUUCGGCCCGUCAACCGUCGUAGAACCACCUCUCAUCACAGGAUCAUUACAGGACCCCGACGAUAACGGCAACAAUCGAAACGCCGUGGAACACAAACUGGAAGUAUCGCUGCAAUUGAAGACCGAAGCCAUUGGCGGCGAACCGGAACAAGAUGAUGCAGCCGGGCAGGACGUCAUGUACUCGACCAACCCUAGCAUGCCGUCGGGUCAGUCCAGGAUCGGUAGUUAUAGGUUCUCAACGAACAGUCCUAUGCAAACAGCACCGCCGUGCUCAACCAGUUCCUCGAAUAACAACAACCACCUCAACACCUCGUGGCUUCUGCCCAGCCCGGACAAGAACAUGUUCCCACCGUUGUUCGGACUGCUGCCCCAGCCGUCGAGCACGCCCACCUCGUACCACAGCUCCAGUUCGCCAUACGAAGACAGAUCUCAACAGAGUCAAGUAGAACUGCUUGGGCUGAGUAUCGAGUGCGGUAAGCAAGCGACUACCACUUACACCGGUUGCGGCGGAGUGACUGGGAACGACCAAGAUCUCAUAUACCACGGCGGCCGCGGUCAGAUGAUGCAACAGCAGCAGUCACCGGUAAGCAAAUACCAUUGGCUGGACUCACCCGUCGAGUACGGCGGACAACCGCAGCAACAGCUGCAAUCUCAACAGCAGCAACAGCAACAGCAGCAGCAGCAACAGCAGCAGCAGCAGCAGCAAAUGGUUCCCAAACAAGAGUUCACCAACGUGGUGGACGUACAGUCGCCGGGCUCGUCGAGCGUGUCGCAGGGUUACAGCGCGGUGCAGCUGGCCGAGUACAACCCGUCGACGAGCAAGGGACACGAAAUACUGUCGCAGGUGUACCAGCAGUCAUCGCUGCCGCUGAAGCUGGUGCCAGUCAAGCCACGGAAGUAUCCGAACAGGCCCAGUAAGACGCCGGUACACGAGCGGCCGUACGCGUGCCCGGUGGAGCACUGCGAUCGCCGGUUCUCCAGGUCCGACGAGCUCACCAGGCACAUACGCAUACACACUGGCCAGAAACCGUUCCAGUGCCGUAUAUGCAUGCGGUCGUUCUCCAGAUCCGACCAUCUCACCACGCACAUUCGGACGCACACCGGCGAAAAGCCGUUCACGUGCGACGUGUGCGGCCGGAAGUUUGCCAGGAGUGACGAGAAAAAGAGGCACGCCAAGGUGCAUCUGAAGCAGAGGACGAAAAAAGAUACCAAAAUGGCGGCGUUGCUAGCACAACAGCAACAACAGCAGCAGCAGCAGCAGCAACAGCAGCAGCAACAGCAGCAACAGCAACAACAUCAACAAGGGUCUUCUCAACAUAUGCAUCAUAUGGGAUUCCAACCGGGUGAUGCUGGUCACAUGUAGACUCGUUCAUGUUCAAAUAUGUCUUUAUACAUUUAUUCCCUUUUACGUGUAUUCUUCGUACGCAGGGUGUUAGCGACCUAAAGGUAAGCACUGAAAAAACUAUACCGUUACCAUGUUUUCAGUUUAGUUCUAACGAUAUAUAUAUAUAUAUACAUAUAUAUAUAUGAGUCUGUCCGUCUUGCGUUUCUUUUCUUAUUUUUAUUAUUGGAUCACAGAGUAUUUAUAUCGCCGGCAAUGAAGUCGUUAAAUUCAAAACAGGGACAUAACUAUUUGUAAUUAUUGGUGCUACAAUGCUACAUGAUCAUCAUGUCUUCAAUGUAGGCCACAUUGAGUGUACGGAGUACGUUGUCGUAGAGCCACUUAAAUUUCAAAUCUACUUUAAACUUUAAACUCACGUAAAGUUUACUCCGUGAAAAAGUUAAAAGUACAUUUUUCUCCUUCAGUAUUUUAUACCAAUAUAAAUCACGCAUCUUGUAUUGCAACACUUUUUAAUGUUUCACUAAUCUGUGAUCUAAAAUAUUUUGAGUGAAAUUUCAAAUUCUAGAAACAUAAUAUAUGUUUGUAAUUUAAAAUAGGCGCAUUCGCGAUGUUUAGUGAUGUGUUCCGUAGUUAAGCCAUAUGUUUCUCAAGUCAUAUGUAAAAAAAUAAUUAAUAGUAUUAAUUUGCAUCUGGUUUCCAGAUUCACAAAUUAUUAUGGUGUCGAUCUGCUCGGAUCGGACUCAUUUAUGUACCUGAUUAAACCACGAUUAAAAAUAUAAUGCACGAAUACAUUCCUUGCAAAAAUAUACAUUAGUGGACUAUAAUAAUAGUCCCUCGUUGUUUUUGGCAUUUAUUUUAUUUGCUUAUUAUCAAUACUACCGUCAUUUUCUUUUUUAUUAUUAUUAUGGUAUGCCUUUUUUGCAUUCCAACAUGCCUAUAUUUUUUUAUUGAUCUUUCUUUGAAAAUAUAGUUUAUGGAAAAUUCAAAUUUUAAGGCUAAAUCGGUACGAAUUCUUUACUUCAUAAAAUUUACAACAUAUUUUAAAAGACAUAUUUUUGUACAUGCGGAAAAAUG
Messenger RNA from Sipha flava (yellow sugarcane aphid), 3422 nucleotides. RefSeq names its product alpha-protein kinase 1-like. Gene Ontology annotation, biological process: regulation of transcription by RNA polymerase II. The transcript is spliced from 3 exons. The record is from RefSeq and is a predicted model, not a curated record. Gene Ontology annotation, molecular function: RNA polymerase II cis-regulatory region sequence-specific DNA binding; DNA-binding transcription factor activity, RNA polymerase II-specific. The coding region runs from base 288 to 2369 and encodes 693 amino acids. NCBI's taxonomy places the organism in Eukaryota, Metazoa, Arthropoda, Insecta, Hemiptera, Aphididae.